CUCCCUCUUUUUUUAUUUUUUGGUCGAAACUCCCUCCCUCUGAUAUCUGUUUCUCUCAAACCAAUGGCGUCCGUACGAUUCCGUACGCUCCUCCUGGUCUCGGCGGCGUUGAGGGUGAUUCUGAUCCUCUACGGAGAGUGGCAGGAUACCCACAUGGAGGUGAGGUACACUGACAUUGAUUACAUGGUCUUCUCCGACGCUGCUUCUCUAAUGGCCGCCGGUAAAUCCCCAUUUGCAAGAUCCACUUACAGGUACUCUCCUCUGCUCGCGUUUUUGCUCAUACCCAAUUCGUUUCUUCACCGCUCUUGGGGCAAGUUCCUCUUCUCAGCUGCAGAUUUGCUUGUGGGUUUGUUUAUAAGGACCAUAUUGAAGCUUCGUGGGGUGCCUGAGAAUUUAAGCAUGCUUUCUGUGAUCGUUUGGCUCUUUAAUCCGUUUACCUUUACCAUUGGGACUCGUGGGAACUGUGAGCCAAUUGUUUGUGCUUUGGUUCUUUGGGUCUUCAUAUGUCUCAUGAACGGACGCGUGUUACAAGCUGCAUUUUGGUACGGGCUUGUUGUCCACUUCAGAAUCUACCCCAUUAUCUAUGCACUUCCUAUCCUUGUGAUUCUUGAUCCGCAUGUGUUUCGAUCUGGUCAGAAGCCUAGCCUACAAUUUUGGGAUCCUCGGCAAGAAUCACCUCAAAACAGAUCUGUUACAAGACUUGCUCAGCUUCUUUGUCCGUGGUUUCUUUUGAAAAGUGCGUUAACACGUGAAAGGAUAGUUUUCUCCUUUAUAUCUGCAGCCGUAUUCUUCCUUUUCACUGGUUUAUUCUAUCAUCUAUAUGGGUGGGAGUUCUUGUAUGAGGCACUGCUGUAUCAUCUUACCCGUACUGAUCCAAGGCAUAAUUUCUCCAUUUAUUUUUAUCACAUCUACCUUCAGUACAACCGUAAACUCUCGAUAUUGGAGAAGCUUGUCUCAUUUUUGCCUCAGUUGAUAGUCCAGGUUGUGCUUGUUUUGAGUUUUGCGCAAGACCUUCCAUUCUGCUGCUUAGUGCAGACAGUAGCAUUUGUGGCAUUCAACAAGGUAAUGACGGCACAAUACUUUGUGUGGUUCUUUUGUCUCUUGCCUCUGGUACUCGCUUGGAGCAAGAUGAAGCUCAAAUGGAAAGGCCUAUCAUGCAUGACAUUGUGGGUGGCUGGUCAACUUCAUUGGUUGAUGUGGGGUUAUUUGCUUGAGUUCAAGGGACGGAAUGUUUUUCUUCAACUCUGGAUGGCAAGCAUCUUGUUCUUAGCUGCAAACACGUAUGUUUUAGUUUCGCUCAUCCGCGACCACAGAUUUUCUCCAGUUUUCACAUGUUUGGAGAAAACUUCCAAGGGCGGGAAGAAACUUCAGUGACAGAAUAAUUAGAUUGAUUUGGAGGUUUACAUAUAAGUUGACAAUUUAAUAUUUCUUUCCUUUA
Messenger RNA from Prunus mume (Japanese apricot), 1438 nucleotides. RefSeq names its product mannosyltransferase family protein (gene PNT1). The record is from RefSeq and is a predicted model, not a curated record. NCBI's taxonomy places the organism in Eukaryota, Viridiplantae, Streptophyta, Magnoliopsida, Rosales, Rosaceae. Gene Ontology annotation, molecular function: alpha-1,4-mannosyltransferase activity; GPI mannosyltransferase activity. Gene Ontology annotation, biological process: GPI anchor biosynthetic process. Gene Ontology annotation, cellular component: membrane; glycosylphosphatidylinositol-mannosyltransferase I complex.